This is a messenger RNA of Penicillium alfredii, 1953 nucleotides long. RefSeq names its product putative C6 transcription factor. NCBI's taxonomy places the organism in Eukaryota, Fungi, Ascomycota, Eurotiomycetes, Eurotiales, Aspergillaceae. The record is from RefSeq and is a predicted model, not a curated record. The transcript has a single exon. Bases 1 to 1953 code for a protein of 650 amino acids. Gene Ontology annotation, molecular function: DNA-binding transcription factor activity, RNA polymerase II-specific; zinc ion binding; DNA binding. Gene Ontology annotation, biological process: regulation of DNA-templated transcription; response to xenobiotic stimulus; DNA-templated transcription.
AUGUCCGACUCCACACCUCGCAAGCGCUCACGCCUCGCCUGCACCUCGUGCCAGGCCCGCAAGCGUAAAUGCUCGGGAGAGCAACCGUGCAGCACUUGCGCGCAGUCCGGGGUCGACUGUCAAUACAAUGCGGCUCGCAAGAAGCGCGCGCGGUCCGACGGCCUGUACUGGGCGAGUCUUCCAGCGCUCGACGAUCAACCACUUACCACAGACAGCUCGGCAAACAUUGUCCCUCACACGGCUGGCACCAGUAUUGCAGGUAGCACAACAACCCCGACUCAUCAUACCCGUUUCAAUGACUCAGGCCGUGCUGGUCAGUCUCUCGAGGCCAAUUCCGGGGCGGCGUUCGUGCGCAAGCUCGGGCUGCGCAUCGACCCGGCCCAUGCACCGCGAUUGCAACUGUUUGCGUGGAAUGUUGGCGAGCGGCGGUUCUCACCAGCGCUGUCCUCGCUGCCUGCUUCGGCACCGACUGCGUCGGCCAUCACGAAGAUCAUCUCGCAGGAAGAGAUGCGGCGUCUAGUGGCGAUCUACUUCGAAAAAGUCGACCCGUGCUACGCCUUCCUAGACCGCAAGACUGUGCUAGCGCACAUCGCUACGCGCUGGCCGGGUUCGUCGGCGUUACCGGCUGCAGAGUCGACGGAGCAAUCCUACGACGCGGUGCUCUGCGGCGUUGCUGCCUUUGGGUACCUAUUCUCGCGGCGCGAGAUUAUGGCGACCGAGCUGCGGCUCAUCGAGGCCGCUCGCCUUCUCCUGGAAAAAUGUGUUCUGUCGGCGGAACCGCCUUCGAUUGAUAUGGUGACUGGCUGGGUGCUGCGCGUUGCGUACUUGCGCAUGACGGCCUCGCCUCACGCCGCAUGGAUGGCCAGCUGCACGUUGAUGCACCUCGUCGAGGCAGCAGGCCUGCACCGUGAAUCACCACACCCUGAUGCAGCCAUUCUGCUACCCAGCUCAUCUACUGAGACGCAUACCAGUGCCGGGAGCAACGCCCACGCAGAUAACGACACGGCUAGCACCACCAGCGACCCCGAUACCCGCCGCCGAAUCUUCGGGAUGGCCCGCCACCUCAACACAUGGAUCUCAUUCGAUCUCGGCCGAUCACGAGUCGUCUUGCACGACGCAACCGCGCAACCACCAACAGCACGAGUCCGCGGCCCACCACUGUCCGCACCUCACGGCCCACGCGCAGACCUCUUUCACCUCCUCCCUCUCUCCGAAAGCCUAGACCCGACAGGACCAACACCGCAGGAUCUACCCGAACUCGAGACAGCACUCAGCGCAGCACUGGACCUCGCAUAUUCGGAGCUCUCACUGAUCCUAGUGCAAUGCAAUCUAAUGCUCUGCAUCUACCGCCGAUUACGGGCCCUGAACGCCCAUGCCCCACUGUCCACCCACCUCCUUGACCGCGUCCUCACACUAGCAGGUCGCGGACUGCGCGCCGCCAGAGGCAUGGUGGCGUCGACGUGCCCUUGGCACCAGGUCGCCAACGUGCCCUUCCAGGUCGUCUGCACGCUGCUGGCCAUCGACAACCGCGCCGCGCUGGCGCUACUGCCCGAUGCUAUGCGCACACUGCGCGAGGUCCACGCCGCAUACGACACGCCCGUCAUGCGCGAGGCGUAUUCCACAGCCUAUCUGCUCGUCGCGCUGCACCAGCGCCGUAAGGAAGAUGAUACGCGAGCGCUGGCGGAGAUCCUGCGGGCCAAUUCUGGUGCUGCGGCGGCGCCGGACCAUGAUCCGUCACGUUCGCCGUCGGCAUUCCGGCGCGAGACGUCGUUGCAGCAGCAGCAGCAGCAUCAUCAUCAUCGUUCGUUGGAAGAGUCUGAGGCACCCGUCUCGGAUGCGGAGCUUUCGUGGCUGGGCGAUCUGAUGAUUGAUAUGCCCAGUCUGCAGAAUUUCGAUCUCGAUCAGUUUCUCAUGACGGAUGUGCCGUGGCCGUUGCCCGAGAUGGGGAUUUAA